CCCUGCCCAAAGCUACACUCAACAUAACACCAAACCCUGCAUACACUGGAGAGACAGUAACUCUGACAUGUUCAGUGGGGUCUGACAGUGGCUGGAGCUAUACAUGGUACAAAGGCAACACUAAGAAAGUAGUGACCUUGUCUGGCAGACACUCGACAACAGGAACCACCUUCACCAUCAGUAGUGCUGCUGAGUCUGACCAGGGUCUCUACUGGUGUCAGGGAGAGAUCCAGUCCAGAUCCAUAUCAUCAAUCAUCAGUGAUCCUGUCACUAUCACUGUGAAAGAGAGACCUGAGGCUGUUCUGACCCUCCAACCCAACUGGCCCCAGAUUUUCAGUGGAGAGACUGUCACUCUCAGAUGUGACAUACAGGCGGGAGAAGAGAUUGACAUAUGGCAGAAUCAACCCCAAGCUGUCCUGAGUGUCUCUCCUCAGUGGCUGGACCCUGGAGACUCGGUUACUCUGAGCUGUUGGGUUAAAGAGUCAUCUGCAAGCUGGAGGUUCUUCUGGUACCGAACUGUUCCCUACACAGCUGGGUUACUCUCCCUGUCAGAUAGGUCCUACUCUGUAGAGCCUCUAUCUGGCAAUGGGACUAGUGAAGCCUCCUACACUCUGAUCCCUACUGGUCCUAGUCACACAGGAGGAUAUGUGUGUAGAGCUGGAAGAGGAGACCCAGUUUAUGACACACUCUACAGUGAACCUCAGUUUCUCUGGUCAGGAG
This is a messenger RNA of Oncorhynchus gorbuscha (pink salmon), 720 nucleotides long. RefSeq lists its product as uncharacterized. Gene Ontology annotation, biological process: cell surface receptor signaling pathway. The annotation marks the transcript as partial. The record is from RefSeq and is a predicted model, not a curated record. NCBI's taxonomy places the organism in Eukaryota, Metazoa, Chordata, Actinopteri, Salmoniformes, Salmonidae. Gene Ontology annotation, molecular function: transmembrane signaling receptor activity. The transcript is spliced from 4 exons.